Molecule: messenger RNA, 630 nt
Organism: Cynara cardunculus var. scolymus (artichoke)
Lineage: Eukaryota; Viridiplantae; Streptophyta; Magnoliopsida; Asterales; Asteraceae
Exons: 4
Coding region: 231-551 (106 amino acids)
Source: RefSeq, a predicted model, not a curated record
GACGUCUCAAGGGAUGUUACUUAGGAAAUGAGGCUUUAUCAUGGCCAUCCUUGGAUACCCUGAAAAUCAUCGAUUGCCCAUCAAUAGAAGUUUUCACAAAGGCACAUUCAGCAACUCCAGAGCUACAAGUAAUUGAUACAAGUUUUGGGAGGUGUGAAUUAGUAAAAGAGGAAAGCCUCAACUCCUUUAUAGCUAACACCAAACAGCAACAGGGACUUGAAUUCUAGAAGAUGGAGAUGAUAAUAUUUGAAUGUCGUAUAAAUAUUAAAAGCUUAGACGGUGCCAAACGAUACGGUGCACGAGCUACCGGUGCCGCUCCCGGUGUUAGAUCAAUUCGAAACUCGACUGACCAAUCUGGAGAUAUGGAGUUAUCGAUGGCUGACAAAGUUUGUGAAGAAAAUCGUUAUCUAAAUCCCGGAUGUGAGAUACAUGAUUGUAUUGAUAUUUGCAAGAGAGUGCAUGGACCUAAUUCCCAGGCAAAAUGCAUAUACUCCGUUUGUAAUUGUGUUUUUGAUUGUCCGUCAAAGAAAACAAAUCUUAGAAAAUGGUGACGACUCUCCUCUCCCUACUUCCGUGCACCGAGGAAAUACAUAAAUUGUAAAAUUUAAUAUCUACAAAUGCUGCUAAUAU